Molecule: messenger RNA, 4203 nt
Organism: Sugiyamaella lignohabitans
Lineage: Eukaryota; Fungi; Ascomycota; Dipodascomycetes; Dipodascales; Trichomonascaceae
Gene: MON2
Product: Mon2p
Exons: 1
Coding region: 1-4203 (1400 amino acids)
Source: RefSeq, a predicted model, not a curated record
AUGAUAUUCACCGACUUGUGUAAUUUAACUGAAAAGCAAAAACCUGUCUUUUUGAAAAAGUUCAAUCAUCUGCCUGAAACGUUUGGACUCGAGCUUUUAGAGAGCAUACUGACAAACCACAGUGAUAUUUUCUUAAAGCAUGUCGAAUUUGCAUACAUUUUACGGACCAGAGUGGUUCCACUGUUAUUGCGGGCAUUUUCUGAGAAACGUGAGUUCUCUGUUACUGUUCGUGUUACGCGAAUUUUAUAUCUGUUGCUGAGACGCCAGCUACCAAUCUUAAAAGUAGAAGGUGAGGUCAUUUUAUCUUUACUGACUCACAUGGUGGAUGAAGAUGCUGCUCCAUAUUGGAAGCGUCUGCUUUGUAUGGAAGUUUUCCAGGGAGUCUGUUCAGAGUUUUCUUUAGUGCAAGAGAUAUACCAGGAAUACGAUGCCCAAGAGGGUACUAGACGAGCUAUUAUAAAGUGUUUGAUUGCUGCAUUUGGUAAAAUCAGUCUCGAGAGGAAAGAUGUUAUUGGCUAUGGUCCUGUAUCUAUGCCAUUUCGUUUACCAGAUAAUGCUGCCACUGCUUCUACCAGUGGUCUUCAUGACGAAAAUGACCCUGUCGACUAUUCUGAUGUAGUCGGAAUAUCGCUCAAGACAUCGGUUGCUAGAGUUCCAUGCAUCGACUUGCUUGACAAAAGCGAGCCACCAAUUGUUCCAGAUACCUAUCUUUAUUACUUGGUUCUGGUCUGUAUCAAUUCGCUUUGUGAAGGUUUAACCCGAAAGGUGUUCACACAGUCGCCUUCAUCAUCAUCAAGUAAUGCCGAUAUGCCUGUCAAAUUUAUUAAAGAAUGCUGGCAUGAGCUUUUGAGCUGUUACAACACCUUUUUCCAUGCCACCAUUGAUAUUGAUUUAUAUCAUUCUUUGGUUCGCUCAGUUCAGAAAUUGACUCACUCUGCAGGAUUCCUCGAUAUUUCUGAGCCAAUGGAUGCGUUCAUGUCUUUGAUUGGUUCAUUCUCUGUUUUGGUGCUUGAAGACGUGGACGGUGGCAGAAAGUCGGCUAGUGGCCCUAGCUCGAGUUCUAGUCCCAGUGUUGCUGCGACUGCGACGAGCAUGGCCAGGAAUCUCUUGAGCGUCGAAUCAAUUGUGGGUACUUUAGGAUCUAUUCGUGAACACCAGCGAUCAACAAGUAACGCUGGCUUACCACAAAAUACAAGCGCUUCGCCUGCUCCUACACAUCCUCCUACCAACCCGGGAGGACAAAACACAGCUGGCAGAUCACCGGGCUCGCCAACUUCACGAAAUAUUUUAUGUUUUAGAGCGUUGCUGAACCUAGCACAUUCUCUCGGUCCUAAGCUUUCUACUAGCUGGGAUAUUGUGUUCCGUACUAUUCAACUUGCCGACUCGUUAGCAAAUGGCUCUGGAAAGAAACGUGCUCGCCAAGUUCAGGGAUCCCAGGUGUUUUCACAGCUUAGUGAGUUCAGUGCUGUGGACACGUCUUUUAGACGACUCUUGGAUUCAAGCAAGGAAUUUUCUGAAUCUGCCCUUUUGGAUAUGAUUGCCUCGAUUUGUCGUAUCUCCGAAGCUACGCUUGGUAUCGCAAAACCAGGCCUUAGCGGUGAUUUAUUUUUCGCGCUUGAUUUGUUGCGAGAGAUUGGUAAUACAAAUAUGAACCGUCUUGUAUCGUCAUCAGACAAAACAUGGCCAAAACUUACUGAUCAUCUAUUAAAAGUGAUUGACACGAGGUCGGUUGAAGUUCUAGCUCGUUCUCAUUCUGCAGAUGUAUUGAAUGACCUCAUAACCAAGGCAUCGACAGCAGCUGUUACAAGCUCAACUGUGAACAGUGACGCUCAAAGAAAAGUCAUCAGUACCUUGAAAUCUGAAAUUGACCGAGUAGUCAAGGUGCAAAUUCCUAGUGAAGAUUCAUCCAUUGCAAGCACCGAAUCUGAUAUUCAUGUGUCUGCUAUUGACACUUUGAAUAAAGUGCUUGACCUUUGUGGUGGUAAGUUUAUAGACGGCUGGGAUUUGGUGUUUGAAAUCAUAGACACAGUUUUCACUCCAUUAUCUUCGACUGGUUCAUCUUCUUCUCUAUCUUCAAUGGCAGUGGGUAGCUCUGGCACAAAAGAAAUUGACAGAGCCUCGCGACUGGUGAAAUCAGGGUUCGAGUCCAUGACUUUAAUUUGCAAUGAUUUUUUAAUUGUGCUGCCUGAAAAAUGUUUAAUAAAUUUGGUAAGCACUUUGUCAAAGUUCUCCAAACAAGAGAGUGACUUGAAUAUCUCUUUCACAUCUAUCAGUUUCUUUUGGACUGUUUCUGACCAUUUAAGAAAUGUGCUUCUUGAAAAAGGAGCUGCUCACAAUGAUUUCAAGAGUCCUAUCUCUGAUUCUGAAAAGCUUUCAGAAGUGGCAUCGAAUGGUGAGUUUCCAUUGAAUAUCUUUGCUUUGUGGACGAUGUCGUUGCUACGACUGGCUAUCACUGUUGGAGAUACCAGAGCUCAGGUACGUAACGGGUCCAUCCAAAUAUUGUUUCGUAUUUUAGACUCCAACGGCAGCACCCUCCCUGUAGGAGUGUGGAAAACAGUCCAAACGAUAGUAACACCAGUGGUCAUGAAAGUUCGUCCGCCUGCCACCAACGAUAAAGACGUAAUUGCGUCUUGGACAGAGACUAUUUCACUGAUAUUGAAUGGUUUCAGCAGUCUAUAUUCCUCAUUUAUUGGACAAUUUGUUAAGCAGGAUGAUUUUAGUCUGUUGUGGAAGACAUUGAUCAAUUACUUACAAGCUUUGAUCGAUACAGAUGCCUCUCAUCUUUCUCUUCCUGUUUAUACUGCAUUGAAUUCUGUAUUGGUUAACUUUUCCAAAAACCAGAACAUCUCCAUCCCGGCUGAGUCAAUUGAAGAAGCGUGGGAGUUUUGGACUUCGCAACAUAUCCCAGAAAGUCCGGUAGACACAAAAUUAACCCAGGAAGCCUUGACAGUGUUUGUUCAAAUCCACCAACCACUUCAAGCUCUAUCCAGUCAAAAAGACUGCUCAUAUGAAAAAAUUGCGAAGACUAUCAAAAUACUGGAACAAUGUACAUCUUUUGCUCACAUUCCACACCUCUAUUCGGAUAGAGACCACAUGUCACCGCUACAGACGAAAAGUUUGGAACGUAUUGAGUCUAUUGAUAUCAGCGACGUUAAGGUUGCAAGUUUGAUAUUAGAAAUACUUUCUGGAUUUGUUCUUCUUGCCUUCUCCACUUCCGAGACUAAAUCUCAGGAUCCAUCAUCGAAACGACCAACCUACAUCAGUCUGGCAGCAGAGUCAUUACAACUUCUCAAGACCAAAUUCUCUAUAGUAUUACGCGCAGAUUAUGAUGAAUUAUGCAACAAUCAAACUAUUGAGAAAAUAUUUUCCUCGUUAUUGGUUUUAAUGGAAAAGAAAUUUGACUGUCCUCUAUUGGCCGAAAAGAAAGGCAAUAAACCCAAACAAAUGUGGCAGACAGGAACAGAAAUUUUCCUUUAUAUUUUAGAAGCUUUGCUUGAUUCCAAUUUUGACAUCCAGCUAUCUCAAGAACACAUUACUGCAAUUUGGGACGUGGUGCUCAAAUGUGGAUUGGCAAUUAUUACAAACAAGUCCACGUCCUCUUUACAGUACGAGCCAGAGUACGAGAAAUUCGAUCAUUCUUCUUAUAUCAAGUUCAUCAGUCUUGUUGAACGUGGUUCGACGACUUCCGAUGAUUUCUGGUCUCGACUAUUGCGUGGUAUUUUUGAGUCAUCAGCGAUCUAUUACCGUGGGAAGAUAAAUAAGGAGUAUUAUAGAAUUGGUGAUCCAGAUGUGUCAGUAUUAAGACUUGUUCGUGAUCCCUUUUAUGGGUCCACAGAGCGUCCAAUCCUGAAGUCACGAGUUAACCUCUCUCAUUUAUGCUUGAGAGAACUUUUCCGAUUGUCAUACAAGCCCCCAAAGAACACAGCUCUGGUUGUACAACAGUCAUCUAAAUUCCUGAACUGGAGAGUCGCAAUAACCCUGCAUCAGUAUGUGGCUGAUCAACCGCUACGGGGACGUAUGCCCAUGCCAAAUGUAACUAGAGAUGAGCUGGUUAAGCUUUUGAAUCUUGUUUACGAAUACCACGAUGACAAGAGUCUCAGUCAGCAGUUUGAGCUUGUCUGCAAAUGCAUAUCAGUAUCCAACAAAGAUAAGGAAAUACUAGAUCUGCUGGAAAAAUGCCUCUUGACUAUACAUAGAAAAUAA